AAGCGCAACCCGAUCUUUACACCAAACAAAAGCUCUCGGAAGUGUCGCGUGUGUUUUUUAAUUCGGGAAAGAGAAACUGAUGAUCAAGUUUGAAAAUGUUACCGAACAAAGCGCUGGCUGAAGAACGAUAUAAACCGCGCGAAUAUAACGUUACUCGGAUUGAUUAGCUCUGACGGCGCGAUUCUUUAUCUGUCUGUAUAUGAGAUUAAUACUGUGAUUUCUGUGUGUUAUUGUGCGGCUGCUGAUGAGAAGAUCAGGUUUAAACUUUCUCUGUUUUAGUCUCAGUUUAGUGUCCCAGCAGUGCUGUAGGUUUGGACUGGUUCUGUCAGAGAUCUGUUGUUGAUCAUUAUCUGACGGGACAGUCUCAUCAGGAUGACUGUGGCAGUGUUUUUUGGAUGUGCUUUCAUCGCUUUCGGUCCAGCUUUCUCUCUGUUUGUGUUCACCAUCGCCAGAGACCCGUUAAGAGUCAUCAUUCUGAUCGCAGGGGCCUUCUUCUGGCUGCUGUCUCUGCUCCUGUCCUCUCUGGUGUGGUUCAUCUCCAUCAAGGCCAGUAACUCGCAGGAUCUCAGGCUUCAGAGGGACCUGCUGAUUUUUGGGGUCUUCUUCUCGGUCCUGCUCCAGGAAGUGUUUCGCUUCGCCUACUACAGACUGCUCAGGAAGGCCACCGAGGGUCUGGCAGCCAUCAGUGAUGAGGACACGUCAGCUAUUUCUGUGCGACAGAUGGCUUACGUGGCCGGGCUGGGUUUUGGGAUCAUGAGUGGUGCGUUCUCGAUGAUCAACGUCCUGUCUGACUCUCUGGGGCCCGGGACGGUCGGCAUCUUCGGAGACUCACAGUAUUACUUCAUUACAGCAGCGCUGAUGACGCUGGCGCUGACGCUGCUGCACACGUUUUGGGGUGUGCUGUUCUUCGAGGGCUGUGAGAAGAGCCGCUGGUGGGUCAUCGCUGCCGUCGUCUCCCUACACUUGUUAGUCGCUGGCCUGUCGCUGCUGAAUCCGCUGUAUGAGGGCAGUCUGCCUCCUGUGUACGUCAUUACGCUGCUGAUGGGCGUCUGGGCGUUCUUCUCCUCUGGAGGAUCACUACACAGCCUCAGUGCUGUCUGCACACGCAGGAAAGCGGAGGGGGAAUCGUCCUAAGAUGGUUUUGGUCAUGCCUAGUGAGAUCUAGGACGACAGAUGGACUGAGUCUGCAGCUGGAGUGAAUGAAGAGCCCGAUCACCAGCUCAAACCCUGAGGGGAUCCAGACACGUCCCGUCCAGCAUCAGCCAUCUCCACGGGGCCGACGGCCAUCAGACUCACAGAAACACUGUAAAUAGCUUGAUCUGAAUGCAAAUCAAUAAGACAGAUCUCUAAUAUUAUUGUGUUUUAAAAGCAUCAUUGUCCAGCUCUUCUUGUGAAUGUUUGUAGUUUUGACUUGUAUUUGCUGAGGUCCUGUAUGUUCUGAAUCAAACAGAGCAUCAGUUUCACCCUCUUUUACUCAUCUUCUCAUUAUUACUGCACUCAUACAUGUGUGAAGUCCAGAGCAUUUCCAUUCACUGCCUUUAAAACCCUGAAGAGUUUUCAUAAUAGCUUUGUACAUUUUAAAACACAUUAUAUGUUUUGUGGAAGGAUAACUUUUUACUUUUUCAAACAACAAAUGUCUUAACCAUUUCUGUGUAAUUAUGCAGGACAGAUUGAUGCCUGGUGAUCGUUUUCAUCAGUAUAGUCAUUAGACAUCUGUAGAGAACAGGAAUCACAAAGCAAUUGAAAAACUAAAAUUUCAAUGUUUUUCUGACAAUUGAAUGCAAUCUUUCCAUAUCUAACAGAAUCUUCUGUCCGUGUUCAUAUGUGACCCUGGAGCACAAAUGCAGUCAUAAUUUACAUAUAUUUUUAUGGUAUAUUUGUAGCAAUAGCCAACAAUACAUUGUAUGGGUCAAAAUUAUCAAUUUUUCUUUAAUGCUAAAAAUUAUUAGCAUAUUUAGAUUGUUCAGUGAAAAUAUUUUGUAAAUUUCCUACCGUAAAUAUAUCAGAACUUAAUUUUUUAUUAGUAAUAUGAUAGCUAAGAUCUUCAUUUAAACAACUUUAAAGAUGAUUUUCUCAAUAUUUAGAUUUUUUGCGCUCUCAGAUUCCAGAUUUUCUAAUAGUUGCAUCUCAGACAAAUAUUGUCCUCCGAACAAACCAGACAUCAAUGGAAAGCUUAUUUAUUCAUGAUGUAUAAAUCUCAAUUGUAAUAAGCGGACCCUCAUGACUGGUUUUGUGGUUCUGGGUCACACAUGUGCUUCAGACGUGUUAUCGGACACUUACUCUGCGCUGCUGAAUGUAGAUCCACACUUGUCUUCUCAUCAGUGAGUCACACUAACAUAGCUUUAAUUGCUAACCCAGCACACUAACAUCACUGCAUUUACUCACACAUGAGCGUUUUCCAGUCUGAUAUCCUGAAAGCUCAUCCAGCACACGCUCAUUACGGUACAUCACAGACCGCAGUGAAGUUGGGAGAGGUUUCUGGUCUACAUUACAUACAGAUGGAGCUCUCGGCCUGUUCUGUAUAUUGGACACAAUAACUCGGUGCUUUCCUGUAUUUCAAGUACAAAAUGACUUCUUGUAAUAAUGAAACAUUUUAAUGCCGCUUUAUAAAGUUUCUAAGAAUAUGAUGUGCCAAACAGAGAAUCAGAUUACUGUUCAUAUGCAAAAUUGAUUUGACAAAAAUAUAAAACAAACCCUGGUAAUCAUUUCA
This is a messenger RNA of Carassius gibelio (silver crucian carp), 2710 nucleotides long. RefSeq names its product gamma-secretase subunit Aph-1b-like. Gene Ontology annotation, cellular component: endoplasmic reticulum; membrane; gamma-secretase complex. Gene Ontology annotation, biological process: Notch receptor processing; positive regulation of catalytic activity; Notch signaling pathway. The record is from RefSeq and is a predicted model, not a curated record. NCBI's taxonomy places the organism in Eukaryota, Metazoa, Chordata, Actinopteri, Cypriniformes, Cyprinidae. Bases 373 to 1134 code for a protein of 253 amino acids. Gene Ontology annotation, molecular function: protein-macromolecule adaptor activity. The transcript is spliced from 7 exons.